UAACCAAAAUAAAAAAUGGUUUCUAAUUAUUGACAACAGUUCGAUGUUUGACUAAAACGUGUAUGAGCAUAAAAAUGGUAGAAGAGAAAUGAAAAAGAAAAGAAAAAGAUUAACGAAGUGAUAAAAAGAGGUCAACGCAUAAUUAAUACGUGGCAUGUAGGAUUAGGAGAUAAGAGGUUAGCGUUUGGUUAAAAUUUAACCCACAGAAAAAAAGAAAGAUAAAAAGCUAUUUGCGCGGAGUCCAACGUGGGACCCGCCACCGUUUGCUCCAUGAAGGAUUCCAGCUCAUACCCCGAAACAAACACGCCCUUCCUUUUCUUGCGUUUUGUUUGGUUGGCACUCUCACUCUGCCACCCCAUGCCCAUGCUAUGCUUUUCCUUUUUAUUUUAUUAAUACCUUCUUUCUCUUCUUCUCUUUCCAGAAUCCCUUCUCACAAAUUGUUACAACUGCUUUUACGUUUUGAUUAUGAUUAUUGUUAUUAUGCCAUGACAAACUCAACCGGUUUCCCUUUCUAUCCGCCUUUUCUUUUCUCCCUCGUCUUCCCUGCCAUGAUCAAAUUGUUCAAGAGAAACACCUCCACUGACACGUGUCAUCAUCACCACCACUAUCACCACCAUCCACUUUUGGGCCUUGGACUCGCCACCACAGACGUCCACAGACCUCCCAACGUUCUGGAGUCCGCCAUGCUGAAGCCCAACAGCGACGUGCCUCGGCCCAAGAAGACACAGAAUGGAUCCCUUGAUGAAGAGGUGGUUUGCUUCGUCAGCGGCUUGGCCUCAUGCACGGAGACUCUAGGCUGCGAGAGCUCCGACCAAAUCCACAGCAAUUGCGAGGACGAGGAUGUGAUCGAUGGCGAGCAGAUUUCUCGGAGGAGGACGGUGAAGACGGAAGGGAGAGGGAAGGUGAGGACAUUUCCACCGCCGCUGUCGUCGCUCAAUCGGAACGGUAAACCGAGUUUUUAUCUCCGGCCGGUGAGGAAAGACGGGAGGUUGGAAUUGACGGAAGUGAGAAUAGAGCGACCGGAGAUUCUGCAUGCAUGGCGAGAGAACGGGCGUUUGACAUUGCGUCUGGUGUCAGAUCUCGAAGAGGAAGAGGAAGACAUAGAAGAAGAAGAGGAAGAGGAAGAGAUAGAAGAAGAAGAAAAAGGAAUAGAGGAAGAGAACGUCGGAGAGUGGAGGCUCCGGAGUAGUGAAGGGUUAAGGAGGUGUCACGAGAUGGUGAACCAUCAUCACCAUCACCAUGUUCAUGGCAGCAUGCGCAUGUGUGGAAUCAGCAUUGUGUGAGGGUUGGAGGGACACGUGGCAUGGGGCUUUGAAGGAGAAUGAAUGAUUUGAACGUUGGAAUUUGCACUGCGAAAAUUGGCAGAAGAAGGGUUGGAUGUGUAUAGAGAGAAAUCAUGCAUGCAUGCGGUGGUGUUUGGUUGCGGGAAAAACGACACUACCAAGAGGUCCACACAGGCUGUAAUUACUUUAACUGCGUUUUGUAUUCUUAGACAGAGAGAGAGAGAAUGUUCCAGACGGAGAGCUAUUGUACUGUAUUUACCAAAUUUUGAAGAUUUAUGUUAGAUGCCAAAAACAAUUUCUGAACAUAUUUUCUUCAGUUUUUAA
Vigna angularis (adzuki bean) is the source of this 1607-nucleotide messenger RNA. RefSeq lists its product as uncharacterized. The record is from RefSeq and is a predicted model, not a curated record. The transcript has a single exon. The coding region runs from base 369 to 1283 and encodes 304 amino acids. Lineage: Eukaryota; Viridiplantae; Streptophyta; Magnoliopsida; Fabales; Fabaceae.